GCGGCGGCAGGAGUGGAAGGGGGAGGCGGCGGCGGCGGGCAGGGGGGCGAGGACACCAUGAGCACCAUGUUCGCCGAUACCCUCCUCAUCGUCUUCAUCUCCGUGUGCACCGCGCUGCUGGCCGAGGGUAUAACUUGGGUGUUGGUCUACCGAACAGACAAAUACAAGAGAUUAAAGGCUGAAGUGGAAAAACAGAGCAAAAAAUUGGAAAAGAAGAAGGAGACGAUAACUGAAUCAGCAGGCCGACAGCAGAAAAAGAAAAUAGAAAGACAAGAAGAGAAACUGAAGAAUAACAACAGAGACUUGUCAAUGGUUCGGAUGAAAUCCAUGUUUGCCAUUGGCUUCUGCUUCACGGCUUUGAUGGGAAUGUUUAACUCUAUAUUUGAUGGCCGAGUGGUGGCAAAGCUUCCCUUUAUCCCCCUCUCGUACAUUCAGGGUUUAUCCCACCGCAACCUUCUGGGUGAGGAUUACACUGACUGCUCCUUCAUCUUCCUCUACAUUCUCUGCACAAUGUCUAUCAGACAGAACAUCCAGAAGAUGCUUGGCCUUGCUCCUUCCCGGGCUGCCACUAAGCAAGCAGGGGGCUUCCUUGGCCCACCACCUCAGGCAGGAAAAUUCUCCUAAAGCAUGGUUGCAGCCUCCAGCACAGGUUUAACCGCUGCACCAGACUGCCUUCAGAGGGUAACAAGAUUGGAUUCUACAUCAGGCUUCCCGUUCAAAAACAGCCUUUGGAGUAUUGGCCAGUCUUGGAAAUGUCUUGCAUAUAGAGUAUUCUACCAGCAGCUGUUUGCUCAUCCACACAAAGUUCUCGGAAGAUAACUUGACCUUUUGUUUCUGAUGUAUCUGAGAAAUAAAUGGUAUGGGCAUGUUGA
Rhea pennata is the source of this 872-nucleotide messenger RNA. RefSeq names its product transmembrane and coiled-coil domains 1 (gene TMCO1). The transcript is spliced from 7 exons. The record is from RefSeq and is a predicted model, not a curated record. Gene Ontology annotation, molecular function: calcium channel activity. The coding region runs from base 58 to 624 and encodes 188 amino acids. Gene Ontology annotation, biological process: endoplasmic reticulum calcium ion homeostasis. Gene Ontology annotation, cellular component: endoplasmic reticulum; endoplasmic reticulum membrane; cytoplasm. Lineage: Eukaryota; Metazoa; Chordata; Aves; Rheiformes; Rheidae.